AUGUCGUCAAAGAAGAAUACCAUGUCGUUUGACAAGAGGAAUACCAUGACGUCAAGGAAGAAUGCCACCUCGUCAAAGAGACACACCAUGUCGUCGAAGAAGAAUACCAUGUCAUCAAAGAAGAAGAAAGGACGAAAGCUUGAAAUUGUGUUUGAUCCUGAUGCUAGAAAAGACCAUCUGCGAGGGUUCUCAGAACGGAAAAGGGAACGGAGGGCCUUUGGUUUGGCCAUGCAGAGGGUGAAGGAUCGCAAAGAAAAAAUUGAGCAACGAAAACAGGAAAAGAAAGAUGACCUAGAGAGAGUGCAAGAAGCCGAGAGACAAAAAGAGAUAUUGUUGGAAGAGGAACUUCUAAAUGCGGGAGUAUUGAAGGACGGUGACGAUGAUAACAACUCACAAGCAAGUGUGGAUAUCAUAAAAAAAUCAGUUGAUGCAAAAAGUGAGGAUUUAGUAGUGAAGCAAAAGAAAUACGACGACGAGCAAGCCGAAAAGAAGUGGGGAGGCCGUGUCACGGUUACCACAUCCCUUAUAUCGUUAGAUGAUCUUAGUGAUGAUGAUGACGUAGAGGAGACUCAAAGUAAGAAGAAAGCAGUCGACCAUCAUCAAAGGAAAGCGGGAGAUGUGCAGAAGUACCUCGAUCAACUGAAAGCAAACAUGCCCGGGAAACGGAAACAGACGAGGCGAUUGACGACGAAGGGAAAGAAUGGAGCUGCCGACAUGAGGGGCAUGGGUGGAUCCUCGAAUCUUAAAAUGGCUCAAAAGGUAUUGGGUAAGGCUAAAGCAAGAGCUGGAGGAGGCAAUUUUACAAAGAAAGGCAAAAAGACAAAAGGGAGAAAAUAA
This is a messenger RNA of Cylindrotheca closterium, 837 nucleotides long. The record is from the annotation of a GenBank genome assembly. Lineage: Eukaryota; Bacillariophyta; Bacillariophyceae; Bacillariales; Bacillariaceae.